AUGGCCCCCAUUGCUCUGGAGCCGACUCCUGUUGCAUUUCAUGGACUGACGAACAAGACAUCACAUGGAAAUGCUCCUAUAGUAAAAACGCUGCCAAAGAACUCCAAGACCAUAGCAGAUUAUCGGGGAUACGACCACGUUGCUUGGUGGGUUGGAAACGCAAAACAGGCGGCAGCGUUCUAUGUCACUCGAAUGGGCUUCGAGAGGAUCGCGUAUCGUGGGUUAGAGACAGACUCUAGAGUGACUGCCUCUCAUGUUAUUCGGAAUGGGGAUGUUACCUUCGUGCUUACCUCACCAUUGCAUGCGCCAGAUGCGAAAGUCACCUGGCUCAGUGAUGAUGACAGGGCACAGCUGAGAGUAAUCCACGACCACUUGAGAGCCCACGGAGACGCUGUUCGCGAUGUUGCUUUUGAGGUGGAUGAUGUUGUCGCAGUGUACGAUGCUGCGGUCGAAAAGGGCGCAGACCCAGUCGAAGCUCCAAAAACAGUUCACGACAGUUAUGGGACAGCAUUGCUUGGUUCCAUUAAGACAUACGGCGAUACGAUCCAUACCCUGGUUGAGCGAAGCAGAUACUCCGGAGUAUUUCUGCCCGGUUAUCGAGCUGUGACAGAGGUCGAAAAGACAGCUAAGUACCUCCCUCGAGUAGAUUUACUCGCUAUUGAUCAUUGUGUCGGCAACCAGGAUUGGGACGAGAUGGAAGCCGCCUGCGACUACUAUGAAAGGACACUGGGUUUCCACAGGUUCUGGUCAGUCGAUGACAAGGAUAUUUGUACCGACUAUUCCGCGCUCAAGUCGGUGGUGAUGGCGAGCCCUGAUGAGAAGAUCAAGAUGCCCAUUAAUGAGCCGGCGAAGGGUAUUCGGAAAUCGCAAAUUGAAGAGUACGUCGACUUUUACAAUGGUGCCGGUGUUCAGCACAUUGCUCUGAGGACAGACGACAUCAUUGCAACGGUCACGAACCUGAAAGAGAGGGGGAUCGAGUUUAUUAGCGUACCGGACACUUACUAUGAGGCCAUGUCGAAGCGGCUUGCACAAGCUGGCAUGAAGCUGGACGAGGACUUUGCCGCACUGAAGGAGCUCGGAAUCCUGAUUGACUUUGACGAGGGCGGGUAUUUGUUGCAGCUCUUCACUAAGCAUCUGAUGGACCGACCGACUGUGUUCAUCGAGAUCAUUCAACGGAACAACUUCUCAGGGUUCGGUGCAGGUAAUUUCAGGGCACUUUUCGAAGCAAUUGAGAGGGAGCAGAUGCUGCGGGGCACUCUAUGA
Messenger RNA from Cladophialophora yegresii CBS 114405, 1263 nucleotides. RefSeq names its product 4-hydroxyphenylpyruvate dioxygenase. The coding region runs from base 1 to 1263 and encodes 420 amino acids. The record is from RefSeq and is a predicted model, not a curated record. The transcript has 2 exons. NCBI's taxonomy places the organism in Eukaryota, Fungi, Ascomycota, Eurotiomycetes, Chaetothyriales, Herpotrichiellaceae. Gene Ontology annotation, biological process: L-tyrosine catabolic process. Gene Ontology annotation, molecular function: 4-hydroxyphenylpyruvate dioxygenase activity.